GACUCCUCUCCCCCUGCAGACCGGCCCAUCCCCCUUGCUGCCCCAACACUGGCACCAUGUCCCGGCUGCCAGUUCUCUUCCUGUUGCUCUCCUGCUGCCCAGGCGGCGCGUCCCCUGCCGGCUUCUGCUCCCAGAAUGUGAACAUCAGCGGCGGGAGCUUCUUGCUGAGUGAUGGGCUGGCGCCCGGGAGCCAGCUGACCUACGUCUGCCCGUCCGGCCACUACCCUUACCCCGUGGGACGCCGGCUGUGCAAGAAGAGUGGACGGUGGCACCCUCCGAGGACCACCCGGGCCGUCUGCAAAGCCGUUCGUUGCCCAGCCCCGGCCGCCUUCGAGAACGGCUACUACACUCCUCGCCUCAUCUCCCACCCGGUGGGCGGCAACCUGACCUUCGAGUGUGAGGAAGGCUACAGGCUGCGGGGGUCCCCGCUCCGACGCUGUCGUCCCAACGGCCUCUGGGAUGGAGAGACCGCCGUGUGCGACAGCGGCGAGGGGCACUGCCCAGACCCCGGCAACCCGGUGGGGACCACUCGGACGGGCUCUCGCUUCACGGCGGGGGACGAGGUCCGGUACCGCUGUAUCGGGAAGCUGGUGCUCAUCGGCUCUGCCGAGCGCGAAUGUCAGAACAACGGGGCCUGGAGCGGGGCAGAACCCAUCUGUCGCUCUGCCUACUCCUUUGACCUCCUGGAAGACGUGGUCCCGGCUCUGGGCACCUCCUUCGCCCACCUCCUAGGUGGCACCAAUCCCCUGAUGCAGAAAGACAGCAGCAUGGGCCGACGAAUCAGCAUCCAGCGCAUGGGGCUCCUGAAUCUGUACCUGCUGCUUGACGCCUCCCAGAGCGUCUCCCUGGAGAACUUCAAAGUCUUCAAGGAAAGCGCCGAGAUCAUGGUGGACCGGCUCUUCAGUUUCGAGGUCAACGUGAGCGUGGGCAUCAUCACCUUUGCCUCGAAGCCGAAAAUGAUCCUAUCAGUCCAACAUCCAAACUCCAGGGAAGUGGCCGAGGUGUUUAACAUCCUGCAGCGAGUCCAGUACAAAGAUCACCAGGACGGAACGGGGACGAACACAUUGGCAGCCCUGAGGAAGAUCUCCGAGAUGAUGAGUAAUCAGAGGAUGUUCUACCUAAACCAGGGCUGGGAGAAAGAGUGGAAGGAAAUCCACCACGCCAUCAUCCUUCUGACCGACGGAAAGUCCAACAUGGGGGGAACGCCCAAAACGGCCAUCGGCGAGAUCAAAGAAGUGCUGGACAUCACCCCGGAGAGGGAAAACUACCUGGACAUCUACGCCAUCGGGGUGGGAGACAUGGACGUGGACUGGAAAGAGCUGAAUGAGAUGGCCUCCAAGAAGGACGGCGAGAGACAUGCCUUCAUCCUCAGGGACCCAUAUACCCUGCAGCAGGUCUUUGAGAACAUGCUGGACGUUUCCAACUUUGAGAACUCCAUCUGCGGCCUGGGAAACGUGUCCGCCAACGCCACAGACCAGGAGAAGAAUCCUUGGCACGUCACCAUCAGGGCCACGACUCGGGAGACCUGUCGUGGUUCCCUCAUCUCUGACCGGUGGGUCCUGACUGCGGCCCACUGCUUCCAUGACAUCGAGGACACGGCGCUCUGGAGGGUGACCGUGGGGGACCCCGGUCCCAGGCGGAGCCGGGACCUGGAGAUUGAGGAGCGGAUCAUCCAUGAGGGCUUCGACGUCCACGCUAAGAAGCACCUGGGAAUCCCCGAGUUCUACGACAACGACAUCGCCCUGCUGAAGCUCAAGGAGCCCGUCAAGUUGUCCAGCGUGGCCAGACCCAUUUGCCUCCCUUGCACUUUGGGAGCCAACGUGGCUCUCAAACGGCGUCCGUCCAGCACCUGCCGCGACCACGAGUCGGAUCUCCUGAACCAGCUCCAAAUUCCAGCUCAUUUCAUCUCCUUGGACAACAAACAGAAGAACAUUGUGCUCAGGACGGGCAAGGAGUUGGCAACCUGUGCCCGGGGCAUCCUGCAACCUCAAUCCACAUUUCCGAGUUGAAAGGACGUCGGGGAAGUGGUGACGGAGCAGUUCCUGUGCAGCGGCCUGAAGAAUGAUGAUUCUCCUUGCAAGGGAGAAUCCGGGGGAUCCGUUUUCUUCCAGAGGAGAUCCAGGUUUUUUCAGGUGGGGCUGGUGAGUUGGGGUCUACACAACCCCUGCUCGGCGUCCCGAGGCGAGGGUCCCGUCCAACGCCGUCCCCACCCGGGCGGGCUCCAGCCCCGCGACUUCCACCUCAACCUGUUCCGCCUCCAGCCGUGGCUGAGGCAGCACCUGGCGGGAGACUUGGACUUCCUGCCGCUCGCCCCUAGCCUCCGACCGCCCCGCCACCAGAAAAUGCCCUCAGAGGGGAUCGCCAUCUCAGGGGGCACCGUCCUCUUCCCACGAGGACGGCUCGGGGCUGGAGUACCUCUGCCCCUCGGCUACUACCCCUUCCCCGUCCAGACCCGGAUCUGCCGCGGCUCCGGGACCUGGAGUCCCAUGCGAGACCAACAGGUGAUCCGCUGCCCGGGCCCCGUGGACUUUGAGAACGGCGAGUAUUGGCCCCGACGGGCCUUCAACGUCAGCCCAGGUCCUCACCUUCAGUGCUACGACGGCUACACCCUCCGCGGCUCCGGCACGCGCACCUGCCUCCCUUCCGGCAAGUGGGACGGACAGACGGCCAUCUGCGAUGACGGGGCGGCGCACUGCCGGAACCCCGGCAUCCCCAUCGGCACGAGGAAGACGGGCUGGCAGUACCGCUGGGAAGACACCGUCACCUACAACUGUGCCCGCGGGCUGACCCUGCAGGGCUCCCAGAAGCGCACCUGCAUGCAUGACGGGUCCUGGAGCGGCUCGGAGCCCUCCUGCAGAGGCACCUACAUGUACGACACCCCAGAGGAAGUGUCUUCGGCCUUCAUCUCCUCGUUGACCGAGGCCCUGGAGGAGCGGAUGCGGCCAGCGCCAGAACCUGGGUCCGUGGGGGCCGGGAAACCGGGCAGACCGGGGCUGGAGGGGGAGGGGAUGGGGGAUCAGCAGAAGCGUCGGAUCCUCAUCGACCCCGCGGGCUCCAUGAACAUCUACCUGGUCAUGGACGCCUCCAGCAUCGGAUCCCAUAACUUCACCGGGGCCAAGAGGUGUCUCAACAGCCUCAUCGAGAAGGUGAGGGCUACGGGGUGAAGCCCGCGCUACGGGGUCCUGACCUACGCCACCAACACCCAGAUCGUCGUCAGGACCACCAACGAGAGGAGCAGCGACGCCGACUGGGUCAGCCAGCAGCUGCAGAACAUCAAAUACUCCGAUCACAAGCAGGUUCCCGGCACCAACACGUACAAGGCGCUGAUGGCCGUGUACAACAUGAUGAUCUCCCAGGAGAAGCAGGACCCCAGAGGCUGGAACAUCACCCGCCACGUCAUCCUGCUCAUGACUGAUGGGAACUACAACAUGGGGGGCACUCCCGAGCGGGUGAUCGAUGACAUCAGAGAGUUCCUGAACAUCGGACGCAACCCCAAGAACCCCCGAGAAGACUAUCUGGAUAUCUACGUGUUUGGCAUCGGACCCUGGUUGACCAAGAGAAGAUUAAUGCCCCUUGCGUCCAAGAAGAGUGGGGAGACCCACGUCUUCAAGGUCAAGGACAUAGAAGAUCUGGAGAGGACCUUCUUUCCUGAUGAUCGACGAGAGCCAGACCCUGAACCUCUGCGGUGUGGGCUGGGAGUUCGAUCCCGCCCCGAGGUGUCCCAGACCAAGUCGCCCCCGCCCCAGCGGAAGUACCCGUGGCAGGCCAGCAUCACCAUCACGGAGGGACAUUGGGUUUGGGGGGCUGGAGCUGACCCCCCUCCCCCUCCCCAUGCUGUGACCCUCGCAGCGCCCGCCCGGCUGAAGGAGAACUGCAAGGGGACCGUGGUGUCCCCCUAUUUCAUUCUCACGGCGGCUCACUGCUUCAACGUGGACGACGAAGCCCGCAACAUCAAAGUUUCCGUGGGUGAGGACCGCCGUCCCCCCGCCCCCGGGUUGUAUUUCCACCCCGAGUCUAGAAUCAACAAGAAGAAGGACCAGGGUAUCAGCGAGUUCUACGACUACGACGUGGCCCUAAUCCGGCUCAGCAAGAGGCUGGAUUUCUCCCGCAACGUGCGGCCUGUGUGUCUCCCCUGCACGAGGGAACCACCCGGCGGCCCAGCUCCUGCCCCGUGGGAAACGUCAAGCCAUGUUCAUCACCGACGGCAAGACCGCGGCGGGAAGAAGGUCCAGAAACCGGCAACGAAGUCCUCAUCAGAACGGGAGAAGAGAAGCGGAUGCGAGGAGGACGCGCGUCACGCCCAGGGCUACGAGAACAUCAAGCAGAUCUCUGACGUGGUGACCCACAACUUCCUGUGCACGGGUGGCUCCGACCCCGUCGCCGACCCCAACACCUGCAAGGGUGACUCGGGCGGCCCAUCAUCCACCGGAAGAAGCCGCUUCAUCCAGGUGGGGGUGAUCAGCUGGGGCGUGAUCGACGUGUGCAAGAGAAGGGCAAGCCCUAUCCCCUCCUUCGCCCGGGACUUCCACCUCAACCUCUUCUCCGUGAUACCGUGGUUACGGACGAUCCUCGAGGAGGAAGACCUGGGGUUUCUGUGAGGACGGGGGGCCGCGGGCUCCGGGCUGCCAAGAGGACUGAUUGGGGGUGGGGGGUCGGGGCGGGGAAGGAGAGGACGACUCCCUGGGGAGGGGGAAGGGGCUUCCCUGUCACCGCCCGGCCCUCUGUCGGGAAGCCCCCCCACCCCCACCCCCUCUGCAGCCCAGGUUAUCUGGGGAAAUAAAAGAGUGGGGGAUUUGUGUCAAGA
This is a messenger RNA of Ornithorhynchus anatinus (platypus), 4804 nucleotides long. RefSeq lists its product as uncharacterized. Gene Ontology annotation, cellular component: extracellular region. NCBI's taxonomy places the organism in Eukaryota, Metazoa, Chordata, Mammalia, Monotremata, Ornithorhynchidae. Gene Ontology annotation, molecular function: serine-type endopeptidase activity. The record is from RefSeq and is a predicted model, not a curated record. Gene Ontology annotation, biological process: proteolysis; complement activation.